AUGUCACUUGUCCGGCAACGAGCUUCCUUUUUCGAGCAAACCCUUGCUCCUCAGAGGCUAGGACACCGCAGCAACUCGGGGCCCUCAUCACCGCCAUCAUCACCAUCUAAAACCUAUUCAUUUUCUUUUAAGAAUGAACCAAGUCUGGCCAAGGCGCAAUUCAGUCUCCCGAAACUACAGUCUUCUAGGCAGUCAAGUCCUCCUUUAUUGUUUCUUCCAACUCCGGAUCAGUCACGGCCGCAAAGUAGGCUUAAAGAGCUUUCACGUUUAGCUGAAGAGAAUGCGGUUCUUAUGGCUAAGGUUAAACUGCAAAUUGCCAAUGCUGAGGGGCAAAUAAAUAGGGUGAAAAGUGGGGUUGAAUAUUUAAAAAAUCGUGAUGAUGAAGAAAUUGAUUUUCAAAAAACAAGGAAACAGCCACGGCCACGGCCACGGCCACAGAAACGAGUAAAAAUUGAAGUUGGAGCAGGAUUACUUGAGUCAACUAGCCAUGAUCUUUUUGAGGCUCGCAAUUUUAACUUUCUCUUUAAGGAUAUGCUUGUACUAGGGCCUCAGGUGUUUUUGACCAAGUAUUUAGCUCCAUUUGGUUUUAGAGAAGCUCUUGAAGUUGUUGAAGAUCUUGUUCCUGGAGUUACAAGAGAAAAAAUGAGAGUUAAACCAUUUGUGCUUGUUUAUGAGAAUGAAAAUGACAAAUAUGGACUUUCAUUUGUAAUUGUAGCCUUGUGUUCAAGAAAAGAGAUUCUCAAGGUGUUUCCCAAAGACUGUGUGAAGUUUAUCUUUUCUAAAGGAACUGAAUCAUGGAAUGGAGGAUCUUACAAAGCUUGUCAAAAGAUUAUUGAUGAAUUUGUUUGGUUUCAACGACCAUUGCUUGAUGAGAUUUCUUUUUUCCAAUAUUCUCCAGAAAAAGAUCUUUCUAAUGAUGUUAUUUGUGAAAAUCUUAGAACUCUAUGUAGCAAAACUAUGGAAGAAGAAGAAAUCCCAGCUUAUGAAGACUUGAUUGAAGGAUUUCCCCCUAUAUUUUAG
This is a messenger RNA of Magnusiomyces paraingens, 1020 nucleotides long. RefSeq lists its product as uncharacterized. The transcript has 2 exons. Bases 1 to 1020 code for a protein of 339 amino acids. Lineage: Eukaryota; Fungi; Ascomycota; Dipodascomycetes; Dipodascales; Dipodascaceae. The record is from RefSeq and is a predicted model, not a curated record.